Messenger RNA from Alternaria infectoria, 834 nucleotides. RefSeq lists its product as uncharacterized. NCBI's taxonomy places the organism in Eukaryota, Fungi, Ascomycota, Dothideomycetes, Pleosporales, Pleosporaceae. The record is from RefSeq and is a predicted model, not a curated record. The transcript has 2 exons. The coding region runs from base 1 to 834 and encodes 277 amino acids.
AUGAACAUCCAGCAAGCGCGGCAGCCAGACCCGAGCUUCGCUCGUACAACAGCGCUCAUGGUCAACAUAUUCUCCAUGACCACAGAAGCGGUCGAUCAGCGCAAGCUUCUGAGCGCGAGGGAAGUGGGCGGUCAGCUACAUCUGCGCUUCCGCCUCAAAUGGGAUAUCAGUCCCGGAAUUCUCGCUCGAGAGCGAAGGUCCGUGACAGACGAGAGCUUCAAAGCAUUCAAGUCGCACAACUACUGCGUCUUUGCGUGCAAGCUCCUAGCGGGUCUUUUGGCUUGGCUAGUCGAGGAACUACGCCUUCCAAUCGAUUUCGAAGAGGUGGAGAUACACGGGGUCUACGAGAUCAAACCCGUCGUCUGCAUCGAGAGCUCGACCGGCAGGAGAAGGCGGAUCGCCCAAAAACACACGGUGUUCAAAAUCACCUCCCCCAACGACGACGGAGAGGGCGCCUACAUCGACCCCUCAGCGCCCCAGUACCUACGACCCGCGGGCGUAUACCCCGUCAGAGGAUACCCUGCAUACCCGGACGAGGAAGUGAAAGUACCGAUAGAGUUCUUCUCCUUGGGAUACAAUUACUCCCAACACCUCAUCAGGGGCGGCAAUGAUGACAAGUGGGGUGCUCUGGAGCAUGACAUCCUGAGCUCCGUCAAGGCGGAUCUCGACGUCCUGGUGAACUACCUCGACAACAAGUACAUCCCAGGCAAUCUCAACAGGAACACACACUGGAAAGCCCUGGCUAAAUCAUGUAUGGGCACCGGUCAUGCGAAGGUCAUGGAGUCUUUGGAGCGAGCGUCGGGACUCGAGGUGACGAGGCAUCAACUUUCUUAG